This is a messenger RNA of Photinus pyralis (common eastern firefly), 1984 nucleotides long. Its product is annotated as facilitated trehalose transporter Tret1-like. The coding region runs from base 72 to 1469 and encodes 465 amino acids. The transcript is spliced from 2 exons. The record is from RefSeq and is a predicted model, not a curated record. NCBI's taxonomy places the organism in Eukaryota, Metazoa, Arthropoda, Insecta, Coleoptera, Lampyridae. Gene Ontology annotation, biological process: transmembrane transport. Gene Ontology annotation, cellular component: membrane. Gene Ontology annotation, molecular function: transmembrane transporter activity.
GCGAUUUUUAUGUUCUUGUGUGGUGAGUGAGAAGUGUUCCGAUAUUGUCACUAUGUAACGAUCCAAAGGGGAUGACCCGCGAAUUUUAUACCUAUACUGUGCCAGGACCAGGAGGACGUAUACUAAUCACGGGGCAAACGGAAUACAUGGGGCAAGUACUGGCUGCUCUGGCCGUCUCUUUGGGACCCUUCGCCGCGGGACUCGGCAAGGGAUACAGUUCACCAGCGAUCGCCUCAUUGCAACAACGUGACAAUGAUGCGUUUCCAGUUAAUGGUCAGCAAGCUUCAUGGUUAGCCAGUUUGUCUUUACUCGGUGCGUUAUUUGGUGCACCUUUGGGGGGCGCGGCUGUACGAUGGGGUAGGCGCCGUACUUUAGUGUUGGCGGGUAUACCUCUUUCGGCAUGUUGGGUGUUGGUAGCUUUAGCGACUAGAGUCGAGGUAAUGGCAUUCGCGGCUUUCGUUAGCGGUUUUUUAGUAGCAAUUGUACAACUUGCAGCUCAAGUAUACGUAAGUGAAAUUUCGGCACCGACGGUACGCGGAGGUUUAAGUGCCCUUUUAAAAAUUGCAGGUCAUGUCGGGGUCCUUGUAGCUUUUGCUGCGGGCGCAAUUUUAGAUUGGAGGCAACUCGCUGGUUUAAUGGCGGUUGCACCUGGUGCCAUGUGUAUAGCCGUAUGGCGAUUGCCCGAAAGUCCUGGCUGGCUCGUAUUACGCGGUUGUGAUCAGGAAGCCGAACAGGCCUUGCAAUGGCUUAGGGGAAGAACUGUAGAUUUACACUUAGAACUCGGGAUACUAAAAGCUCACGUACUUUCCCGUGCCGUUCCUUCCAAUCCGAUGUUAUUGUUAAGAACACUUCGUGGACCCGCUUUGAUCGCGUGCGGGCUAAUGUUCUUUCAGCGGUUUUCCGGUGCAAACGCCUUCAACUUUUACGUAGUAAGCGUCUUUAGGCAAACCUUUGACGGAACAAAUCCACAUAGCGCCGCUAUAGCGGUGGCCAUCGUCCAGCUGUUAUCGGCUCUCUUGUCUGGCCUUCUGGUGGACCGCGUCGGUAGGCUUCCAUUACUAGUGGGGUCCAGCGUUUUAAUGUCGCUAGCGUUAGCGUCUUUUGGAUCAUUUGCCUAUUACCAAAGCUCACACAGCGUAGCCAUACCGCAACUGGAUUGGAUACCACUUUUGUGCGUUCUUGUGUUUACGGUCGCUUUCUCGUUAGGAAUUAGUCCGAUAUCGCUACUGUUGGUAAGCGAAUUGUUUCCACUAGAGCACCGUGGACUUGGUACCGCUCUGGCGACGGCCUUCAGCUAUUUAUGCGCUUUCAUCGGUGUGAAAACUUUCGUCGAUUUUCAGGUGUUACUCGGUUUACACGGUGCUUUUUGGUUGUACGCUGCCAUAUCCGUAUGCGGUUUAUGUUUUGUUGUCUGUUGUGUACCGGAAACAAUGGGUAGAGAUCUCAAUGACAUGGAUACAGAUAGGUGACUUCAAGCAAAUGACAUCAGAAGUCACGCGCACAAAUUUAACGUAAUCGUACCAACCAAAAUGCCUGAAUGCCCUAAAGAAAAAUUCGUAAGGAUUUUAGAAGUUUAAGAUAGAGAAGAAAAGCUUUAAUUUUGUGCUUCACUAUUACUUUAGGGUACGCAUUGAAUAUAGAAACUCGCAUUACACCAUAGAAAUUUAUAACUAAAUCGAACGUAACCGUGUGUUCAAACUUCUAACCGAAGAAUCUCCACGAACGCUGUAUAUAAGCAAACAAACAAAUUUACAUUAAAGCAUUGUCAACAAUGCUUCUUCCAAAAUAUAUUUUCCAAAUUCUCCUACAGUGGCAUUUUUCUAUUCAGGUUCGGCGAUAUUGAUUAACCUCCUUUAAGUGAACGUUCACUUUGACAUUUCACUUUUCGUAAUACAUUGGAAAGGAAAGCAUAUACCCUGAAAACAUACAUCUGCAUGUUUGCUUCCAUUAUGUACGCAAUCAAUUGUACUUAAUGAAUGUUGGU